GUUCUCCGUUAACUUACCCUUGUGGGUUGCAGAUUUCGGAAAAGGUCGUGAGCCAAUGAAUUGGGAUUUGAGGCUUGGUAUAGCACUAGAUGUUGCAAGGGGACUGGAAUAUCUACAUUGUGGGGCUUCUCCACCUGUUGUGCACCGUGACAUCAAAUCUUGCAACAUACUGUUGGAUCAGUUUAUGAAGGCCAAGGUCACUGACUUUGGGCUUUCCAGACCUGAGAUGAUCAUACCUCGCACAUCAAAUAUCCGUGGAACUUUCGGAUAUCUUGAUCCUGAGUAUUUGUCUACAAGAACCUUCACUAAGAAAAGUGAUGUUUAUAGCUUUGGUGUGCUACUGUUUGAGCUCAUAACUGGCAGGAAUCCGCAGCUUGGGCUCAUGGAAUAUGUAAAACUAGCAGCCAUGGAAGGUGGGGGUAAGGUUGGAUGGGAAGAAAUUGUGGACGGGCAAUUAAAUGGAAAAUAUGAUGUGGAUAAUCUUAACGACAUGGCUUCACUUGCAUUCAUAUGUGUUAGUGAAGUCUCCCAAAGCCGACCAACGAUGUGUGAAAUUGUUCAAGCAUUAUCUCAGCUUUGUAAGAGGAAUGGUAAAAAUCUUGGCCGAACAUCAUCUGCUGCUGCAUUAAAGGAUGUGUGUAUUGAAGUGGACCAGAUUGAAACUAAGGACUUUACAUCAACUGCGAGUACAGAUAUAUUGGGAAGAUUGCAUAGCCGAUGAUCUUUGUGAGUCAGCUACUGCUUUUGGAUGUGUAAAUACCUGCUUUCUAUUUUGUUUAAUCAGUUAACAAUCCAACCUUUUUACCAUACUGGAAUUUUGUAGAUAAUUGCAUAACCAAUGAAUCUUUGGUAAAUCUGCAAAUGCCUUUGAAGUUUGGAUGGUAAAUAUCUGCAUUAUAUUUUACCUAUCAGCGUAUUUUCAUAAUUUACCACUACAUUUUUCCACUUAUUGCCUGAAUUUUAUCAUAUGAAUUUCAAAAUUAUACAUCUUUUGCAUAUUCGUCAAUUAGAUGUCAAAUGACUAAAGAUGUGA
This is a messenger RNA of Vigna umbellata (rice bean), 1033 nucleotides long. The record is from RefSeq and is a predicted model, not a curated record. NCBI's taxonomy places the organism in Eukaryota, Viridiplantae, Streptophyta, Magnoliopsida, Fabales, Fabaceae.